Molecule: messenger RNA, 1169 nt
Organism: Varroa destructor (honeybee mite)
Lineage: Eukaryota; Metazoa; Arthropoda; Arachnida; Mesostigmata; Varroidae
Product: protein Abitram
Biological process (GO): regulation of actin filament polymerization; regulation of filopodium assembly; dendrite morphogenesis
Cellular component (GO): nucleus; lamellipodium; dendrite
Molecular function (GO): actin monomer binding; actin filament binding
Source: RefSeq, a predicted model, not a curated record
UACUUGUGCCUUUCAUGGAAAUGACCCGUCGCUCACAAUGUACACAAUUAUACAAAAAAGAAUAUUUAUUGUUUUUCGUUCGCCAAAAUAAGAUGAAGUCUAAAUGUUCAUAGUGUAAACUAAGUCUGGGAUGGAAGUAGAAGUUGAACUCAGUCAGAACGAAAAGUAGUUUCACCCUUUGCGCAGCAUCAUCGAAAAUAUGUUCAAAUUUUACCUUUUUGUCUUCAUUUUCUUUCAAAAAAAGUCGCUUACGCGCUACGGGAGAAGAACAGUAGCUCACGUAUGAAUUCGAUAAUUUUGUCACUUGACUACCAAGGACGUAACCUUGCGAAAAAAUUCUAAACAGAUACUACUUUUAUCGAGAGCUACAGAGCAAUAAUGCAAAGUUUUAUUGCUGAAUUUUGAAGGUAAUAGUAACGGCAAAAGGUAAAAAAAUGACUGAAGUAAAUACCGAGAACAUUGACAACAAUCAGGAGCUACGAGCUGAAGUGGAAUUAGUUUCGUUGGGAAGCAAAAAUGAUGCCCGAGACUGGAAAACAUUGAGUUUUGUGAAAAGAAUCCAGAAUCUACCAUCACCAUUAGAAAGAUACUUCUGUCCAAGAUUCUAUCUCGAUCCAGAUUGCGAUCAAAUGUCGGAUAUGCUGAUUCUACUUCACUCCAAUCGAGUUGGAGUUGUUUGUUUGGCUCCGUCGCACCCGAUUGUAAGAAAGAAUGUUUGCGUCGAAAAGGUUGAUUUUCAGAUUAAUCAAUCGUUAAACAGACUUGAUAAUAAGGUGACCGGCAAGCACAAGAAAGGUGGGCAGCGCGUCAAAAAGGAAAGUCUCUUGUGUACUAUUUACGCUGGACUUAAAGCGUUCAAAAUUCAAGCCUGCAUUCCGGGAGCUUUAGUCGAGGUAAAUUCUCGCUUGGUGAAUGAGCCCGGGUUGCUCACGAGCGACCCAUUUCAAAGUGGUUUUAUCGCCAUAAUUCUUCCACCGUUUCAUUUAGAAUCCGAACUGCGUACAAAUGCCUACACACGUCCGGAAAAGUAUAUUGAUAUUCGGAAAAGCUUUAUUCACCCAGAAUUCCGUAUCUGUUGUAAUGAUUAAUAUUUAAUAAUGAUUGUUCUAUAAUAAGUGUACAUAAUCUACUGCAAAUGAUGUUUCUAAGAAUAAAAUAUCAUUCAAAAA